CCAUAAAUAUAAAUGUUUUUUUUUACUGCCUUGCAGGUGCUAAGAACUUAUGGGUCACCUCUUCUUCUGCACACCACACCUUUCUGUAGGGAGACUGAAUCAGAACUCUGACCUGCUGCCUUUCGGCCCAAACUGUGUACAUUUCACUAUAGAGACUGACCUCCUCAUCAGGAAUGCAUGUAUGAUCAAGAUGUUUGUUCUCCCAUCUGGAUGCACAUAUUGCUAACUCAUGGACAGCGAAGGCUUACAUGACAUGCCAGCGUGUGUAUCACAGGAUGUCUAAAUGUGAGCUGAUCGAGCUUAAGGACCUCAGUAUAAAUGAUUCCAUCGAGCUGGCUGCUCCUGCAGUCCGCAAAGCCCCGUCUCCUGUAAACCCGACUCAGACGGGUCACUUCCACGUCGUGCGCCUGGUCGGAGAAAAUGUCAGCAUCGAGACACCCCGCUGUCAAACAGGAGAGGCUGGAGUGGGUCAUGACUUUCAGCCUUGCAGUUACACUCAUCUCACCUGGUGUGACCUGUGUGGAGAAUUCAUCUGGGGGCUUUAUCAGCAAAGUGUGCGCUGCGCAAACUGCAGUUAUACUUGUCACUACCGCUGCCGACCAUUCAUCCAGCUGGACUGCAGCACAGAUGGACGUUUAUUAACAAGCCAAGAAGAUUUCUCUGUUGACUCCAUCGAGACUGACACAAAUGUGGAUGAGCCGAUCGAUUGGGCUAAGCAGAAGUUGUCUGUUAGUGAGAUUCAACACAAGAUUAAGGAGUACAACGCACGGAUCAACAGCAAUCUCUACAUGGUGGUUAAUAAAGACGGGUCUUACACUGGUUUUAUCAAGGUCCACUUUCAGUUGGUCCGCCCCAUCUCCCUCCCUCCUCGCCAGAGCCUAAGCUCCACGCAGGACGAAGAGGAGCAGAGUGGAUGGUUGAAAAGGCGGACUUCUUUCUACCUCCCCAAAGACACUGCCAAGCACCUGCAUAUAAGCUCCCACACACGUGUAAGGGAAGUGAUCGAGGCAUUGCUCAACAAGUUCACCGUGGUGGACAACCCAGCCAAGUUUGCCCUGUUUGAACGCACUGAGAAACAAAGUCAAGUGUACAUGCGUAAACUGUCUGAUGAAGAGUGCCCCCUGUACCUGCGCUUGUGUGCUGGCCCCAGUGAAAAAGUCUUGAGUCUGGUUUUGAAAGAGAAUGAGACCGGAGAAGUCAAUUGGGAUGCUUUUAGUUUCCCUGAGCUGUGCAACUUUCUGCGAAUCCUGCAGCGGGAGGAAGAGGAACAUGUGCGGCAGAUUGUGAAGCGCCACGCUCUUGCUCGAGACAUGAUGAAGCAGGCGAUGGCGAGGAUUACCACUCCUGGUUGACUUUUGGCUAUUCAGCUCUUCUGCAUAAACAUGAAGAACAGCAUUAUGUAUUGAAUCAUUGAUCAGGGAUGUAAAAGGGAAGGAAAGAGCUCUGACAAUGAAAUGUUGUUUAAGAAGCAGGGAUACUACUGUUACAAUUAUAGGGACGCGUGUCACGGGAUAGACCCUGCUAAUUCUGUGCAAGCAGAGCAACUGAAUGGGGAUGAAAAAAAUGUUUAUCAUGAAAGCAAUUGGAUGCAGCUCCCUGUUGAAACACAUGCUGCUUGAUAUGAAUAUUUAUAGUUUUAUUAUAGGCCAUUUUUGUAGUUCUGGUCAUUUAUCAGGGAAUAUCUGGCUUCAUUUAUAUAAUGUCUUUAAAUGUUUGCACUUUAAUGAACCUGUGAAAUUGGAUUUAAAACUAUUUCUGUUAUCUAGUUACCUAAUAAACUGAUGACAAUAUAA
Molecule: messenger RNA, 1793 nt
Organism: Labrus mixtus (cuckoo wrasse)
Lineage: Eukaryota; Metazoa; Chordata; Actinopteri; Labriformes; Labridae
Gene: rassf1
Product: Ras association domain family member 1
Exons: 6
Coding region: 249-1352 (367 amino acids)
Biological process (GO): Ras protein signal transduction
Cellular component (GO): microtubule cytoskeleton; nucleus
Source: RefSeq, a predicted model, not a curated record